AUGGCGGCGAGACAGCAACCCGGCGGUCGCCCUGGGGCGGCUAAGUUUGCGCAAUUCAAGUUGGUACUGUUGGGUAUGGUCCCGCUUCUGGUAUUGCGUAAUACUCGCCUGAUGCUGAGAAAGGACAGGUGAAUCCGCUGUAGGAAAGAGCUCGCUGGUACUGCGCUUCGUCAAGGUAUGAGGCUUAUCCUAUCCUACCCUAGCAAACAUCAUCUGACCCCCCACAAAGGACCAGUUCGACGACUAUCGAGAGAGUACCAUCGGAGCCGCAUUCCUCACCCAAACGAUCGCCCUUGAUGACCAAACGACUGUCAAAUUCGAGAUAUGGGAUACCGCAGGUCAGGAGAGAUACAAGUCGCUGGCACCGAUGUACUACAGAAAUGCAAAUUGCGCUGUAGUGGUGUACGAUAUCACGCAGGCGGUAAGAGCGCUGUGAACCUCAUGGCAUGGACAAGUACUGACUGCGUCAAUCAGAGCUCAUUAGAUAAGGCCAAGGCAUGGGUGAAGGAGCUACAGCGACAGGCCAACGAGAACAUCAUCAUUGCACUGGCCGGUAACAAAGCCGACUUGGUGGCCGAACAACCCGACAAGCGCGCAGUCCCAACCGCCGAUGCCGAAUCGUAUGCCAAGGAGGCCAACCUCCUCUUCUUCGAGACAAGCGCCAAGACAGCAGAGAACGUCAAGGAGCUGUUCACAGCGAUCGCCAAGAAACUUCCAAUCGAGCAGGCGAGUCAGCGAGGUAUGAGAGGAGCUGCUGGAAGACCCGGGGGCGUUGAUUUGGGAUCGCGACAAGACCCUGGAGCAUCGAGUGGAGGUCCGGGAGGCUGCAACUGCUGA
Lecanosticta acicola is the source of this 837-nucleotide messenger RNA. The record is from the annotation of a GenBank genome assembly. NCBI's taxonomy places the organism in Eukaryota, Fungi, Ascomycota, Dothideomycetes, Mycosphaerellales, Mycosphaerellaceae.